GAAAUUAAAAAAUUAAAAAAAAAUUAGACGUAAAUCGAAAUGUAUAUUCAAACAUUUCGCGGAUUCAUUCACUGAGUAUAUAUCCGGUUCAGUUCCAUAUAAAUGGAAGGAAUGACAGGUAAAUUGAAGAAAUUGACGUAAAGUUGAAUUACCGAACAAAGGAAAUUAUUAUAAGAGGAAUUUUUGAAGCUACAGUUGCAAGCAUAAGUUGCAAUAUAUUGUGAGUGGUUUAAUAUUUGUUUUCAAUGGCGAACCAUGAUGAGUUGGUUUCGCAAUUUAUAGAUACAACUGGGGUUGAACCUGAAGAAGCACAAUUUUAUCUUGAGUUAUCUAAUUGGCAACUCGAGGUUGCUCUUGACACAUUUUAUUAUCCUCUUGCUUUACCUUCAUUAUCUAAUGAACCUGCUGAAGGUUCAGCAUCAGAAGAGGAACGUGCUGAUAUUUCAGAUAAAAAUACAGGAAGUGUAAAAUCAUCAGAAAUGGAAGGAAAAUCAUCAAAAGAAAAAGUAAAACCAAAGUCCAAAUAUGCAAUACUUAGUGAUCUUAAAGAUAGAGAAAGCAGCCCUGAAGAUGAGGAAGGACAAGCAUUUUAUGCUGGUGGUUCUAAACAUACUGGACAACAGAUUUUAGGACCAGGGAAGAAAAAAGAUAUUGUUAGUGAUAUGUUUAAAUCAUGUCAGAGACAAUCAAUUGCUGUAGAACCAAAAUCAAGUGGACAUCAAAGACCAAAUACCUUUAGCGGUACGGGUUACAAGUUAGGUCAAACUAGUUCAGAUACUGAAAUUGUUACUGCUACAUCAUCUAAUCAUCAACAAACAAAUUCUGGAUUAAUUACCUUAAAAUUAUGGAAAGAUGGGUUUACUAUAAAUGAUUCUGAACUUCGAUUAUAUAGUGAUCCAGAAAAUAGAGAAUUUCUUGAAACUAUAAAGCGAGGUGAAGUACCAGCAGAAAUACGUCAAGAGAUACAAGGUACUGAAGCACGUCUUGACAUGGAAGAUCAUCAUCAUGAAACAUAUGUUCCUCCAAAAAUUAAGGUGAAAGCUUUUAGUGGAAAAGGACAUAUGCUAGGGAGCCCUUCUCCAGCUACUGUUGGCAUGACAAUACCAACAGAUCUUGCAGAUCAAGCAGCAAAUGAAUCUCAGGCAAAGCAAAAAUUAAAUUUAGAUGAAUCAAAACCUGUUACAACAUUACAAAUUCGUCUUGCUGAUGGAACUAGUGUAAAAGCUCAAUUUAAUUUAACUCAUACUAUUAAUGACUUGAGGCAAUAUAUAAUAACCAUGAGACCUCAAUAUGCUAUGAGAGAAUUUAGUUUAUUAACGAUGUAUCCUACUAAGGAGCUUACAGAAGAUAAAACUAUUGAAGAAGCUGGUUUACAAAAUACGACAAUAAUUCAACGACUGAAAUAAAUGUCUUUUUUAGAUCCUUAGUUAUGGGAGUUUAAGUGAUGUAUUGAUUAGACGAUUCUUAAAUAUAUAUUGAAAUACUUGAAAAUAACAUUUCAACACACUUUAGUAAUUGAA
Eufriesea mexicana is the source of this 1520-nucleotide messenger RNA. RefSeq names its product NSFL1 cofactor p47. Lineage: Eukaryota; Metazoa; Arthropoda; Insecta; Hymenoptera; Apidae. Bases 246 to 1406 code for a protein of 386 amino acids. The transcript has 5 exons. Gene Ontology annotation, molecular function: ubiquitin binding. Gene Ontology annotation, biological process: Golgi organization; nuclear membrane reassembly; proteasome-mediated ubiquitin-dependent protein catabolic process. Gene Ontology annotation, cellular component: cytosol; nucleus. The record is from RefSeq and is a predicted model, not a curated record.